AUGUCUAGCAAAUCCACCGUGAGGAUCCAAAGCAGCAGCCAGCGUGGCUUCAGCGCCAGCUCAGCCAGAGUCCCUGGGGUCAGCCGCUCUGGCUUCAGCAGUGUCUCUGUGUCCCGCUCCAGGGGCAGCGGGGGCCUCGGUGGAGCAUGUGGAGGAGCUGGCUUUGGCAGCAGGAGCCUCUACAGCCUGGGGGGCUCCAAGAGGAUCUCCAUCGGAGGGGGCAGCUGUGCCAUCGGUGGCGGAUAUGGCGGCCGAGUUGGCGGUGGCUUUGGCUUUGGAGGUGGCGCCGGGAGUGGAUUUGGUUUUGGCGGUGCAGCUGGUAGCGGCUUUGGGUUCGGUGGUGGAGCUGGCUUGGCUGGUGGCUACGGCGGCGCUGGCUUCCCUGUGUGCCCCCCUGGAGGCAUCCAAGAGGUCACCAUCAACCAGAGUCUCCUCACUCCUCUGAACCUGCAAAUCGACCCCACCAUCCAGCGGGUGAGGACUGAGGAGCGGGAGCAGAUCAAGACCCUCAACAACAAGUUCGCCUCCUUCAUCGACAAGGUGCGCUUCCUGGAACAGCAGAACAAGGUCCUGGACACCAAGUGGACCCUACUCCAGGAGCAGGGCACCAAGACCGUGAAGCAGAACCUGGAGCCUCUGUUCGAGCAGUACAUCAACAACCUGAGGAGACAGCUGGACAGCAUCGUCGGGGAGAGAGGCCGCCUGGACUCGGAGCUGCGGAACAUGCAGGACCUGGUGGAGGACUUCAAGAGCAAAUAUGAAGAUGAGAUCAACAAGCGCACGGCAGCGGAGAACGAAUUCGUGACUCUGAAGAAGGAUGUGGAUGCUGCCUACAUGAAUAAGGUUGAACUGCAAGCCAGGGUCGAUGCUCUCAUGGAUGAGAUCAACUUCACAAGGGCCUUCUACGAGGCAGAACUGGCUCAGAUGCAAACCCACAUCUCAGACACUUCCGUGGUCUUGUCCAUGGACAACAACCGUGACCUGGACCUGAACAGCAUCAUCGCUGAGGUGAAAGCCCAGUAUGAGGAGAUCGCUCAGAGGAGCCGGGCUGAGGCUGAGUCCUGGUACCAGACCAAGUAUGAGGAGCUGCAGGUCACGGCUGGCAGGCACGGGGACGACCUGCGCAACACCAAGCAGGAGAUCGCUGAGAUCAACCGCAUGAUCCAGAGGCUGCGAUCUGAGAUCGACCACGUCAAGAAACAGUGCGCCAGCCUGCAGGCCGCCAUCGCUGAUGCUGAGCAGCGUGGGGAGCUGGCCCUCAAGGACGCCAAGAGUAAGCUGAUGGAGCUGGAGGACGCCCUGCAGAAGGCCAAGCAGGACAUGGCCCGGCUCCUGAAGGAGUACCAGGAGCUCAUGAAUGUCAAGCUGGCCCUGGACGUGGAGAUCGCCACCUACAGGAAGCUGCUGGAGGGCGAGGAGUGCAGGCUGAGCGGGGAAGGCGUUGGACCAGUCAACAUCUCCGUGGUGCAGUCCACAGUCUCCAGUGGUUAUGGCAGCGCCAACGGUGUGGGCAGUGGCUUCGGCCUGGGCGGAGGCAGCGGCUACUCCUAUGGCGGCGGCCUUGCGGGUGGCUUCAGUUCCGGCAGUGGCAGAGGCUUGGGCGGUGGCCUCAGCUCUGUUGGGGGCAGCAGUUCCACGAUCAGAUACACCAGCACCUCAUCCUCCAGCAAGAGGAGCUACAAGCACUGA
Pteronotus mesoamericanus is the source of this 1689-nucleotide messenger RNA. RefSeq names its product keratin, type II cytoskeletal 6A. The record is from RefSeq and is a predicted model, not a curated record. The transcript is spliced from 9 exons. Lineage: Eukaryota; Metazoa; Chordata; Mammalia; Chiroptera; Mormoopidae. Gene Ontology annotation, biological process: intermediate filament organization; keratinization. Bases 1 to 1689 code for a protein of 562 amino acids. Gene Ontology annotation, cellular component: keratin filament. Gene Ontology annotation, molecular function: structural constituent of skin epidermis.